AUGUGUAGAGACGAGGUCGUGCAUUGGCUCUGUGGCCACUUCCUCCGCGCAUUCGCACCGUGCCAGAAUGCCAUCCCGCGCGAUGGUGACAAAGCCGUCGGCAGGGAUGGGGAGGAUGUGCACGCGGCGACCGUCGUGCCACACAAUACAUUCUCCAAAGGCAAUGCCCUCUUCCUUCCCUGCGCCAACUGUGAGACGCGACAUGUACGGAACCCCGUCGAGAUCCCCUUUUGCAUGUUCCCCUCGUGUGUCCCCAACUAUUGGACGUGCUGCACGUGCCAGAUCCUAAUGCCUUUUGGCAGCCAGAGCCGCAGGGACAACGGCAAACGGUCGGUGUCGUCGUCGAGCCGGCUUCGGCGGUGGGCGCCGUCGUUGGGGGUGCCCGAGGACAACCACACGCUGCAGACGGGCCAUGUGUGUGGCGACAGCCUGCACGAGGACAGCGAGGACGCGCAAGCGGAUGUGCCACGUCUCCAUCCCAUGGCCACGACACCUUUGAUGUGUGUCGAUGGUUUAUGUGGGUGUGGGCCCGAUGGUGGCCGCCACGGACACGCCGUCAACGAUGAUGCUGGCCCUGCAAUCUCUCUCUCCGACCUACGCGAGAUCCUCGACGAGAUGGGCGACACCGUCGGCCCUCUCCUCGGCGACAUGCCCGAGACCCCGAACCCUGGCUGCGGCCACAUGCGGUGCGACAAGUGCAUACCCUGGAGGCGGUGCCCGUGUUGGUGUCUGUGCCCGUACCUCAUCCCCAGUACGCGCCGGAGCUGCUCCGUGUGCGUGCGGUCCAAGUGUGCUGCAAAUGACCAGAACGGUCUCCGUGAGUACAUUCAAGAGAGGAUUGUGAAGGAGCGGGAGCAGCAUACGGAGAUUGAGUAA
This is a messenger RNA of Sporothrix schenckii 1099-18, 876 nucleotides long. RefSeq lists its product as uncharacterized. The transcript has a single exon. Lineage: Eukaryota; Fungi; Ascomycota; Sordariomycetes; Ophiostomatales; Ophiostomataceae. Bases 1 to 876 code for a protein of 291 amino acids. The record is from RefSeq and is a predicted model, not a curated record.